ACUAGACUCUCGUGUAUGUGCUUUUGGUAUUUCAGCUAUGAACUCGUGUGUACCAGACUACUUGAUCCAGGGAAAUGGUACUGUUUACACGAAUGAUUCCUGUUAUAAAAACGGGGGUCCACAGGAUUCAUCUUAGGAACGAAGCCAAAACGACAACCUUAGAGAGGUUAGUCCCUCAUCUCGGAACCCUCGAAACCACCAGGAAUCAACUGCACGAAGCGAAAGAACUUGCCAGGAAGAAUGAACAUGAUCUGAGGGAUCGGAUCGCUGAGCUCAAGGAAUCAAAUUUUGAACUGAGUGGCUCAUCAAAAGUGCAAGCUGCCAAGAUAUCUCAGUUGGAGAAGCAGAUUCAAAUUCUGGAAAAUGACAAGGCAGAACUGGCAAGACAAAGAGACCUGGCUUUAAAGGAAGUUGAAGACCGCAAGAUCAAAUCUCAAGCUCAAUUCGACGUCCUUGUUGGCAAGAUCAAAAAACUUGAAGGAGCCCGGGAUGAGGUUGCUAACGCUGCUGCCCCAAUUGUUCAAGCAAUGUUCUUUAAUAACAACGGCCCGAGUGCACUUGAUGCUUCUGAAAUUUUCGAUAAGCUGAGAGUUGCUCCGGAUACAUAUUUCAAGAACAUCAAAUAAGCUGGAAGUAUGGGAGCAAGUCUGGCGUUGGCGAUGACCAAAUCUCUUUAUCCAAGGGUUGAUAUAGAUGCCAUUGAUGGCUUUGCAGACGGGACGAGCGAAGAAGCUGCUCUUGACCUCAUCAGCGAUGCGCAAAAAGCCGCUGACAAGAUUGCUGCUGAUGUAGUUGAGAGAUUCCAGGACACCGAUCUUCGACCGACUGGUCCUGAUAAUUCUGAUGAUGAAAAGACUGACUGACUAAUGUACCAAUGAUUUUGAUGAUUAAUGAUGAUGGAGGCACAAUUUGUACAAUACUGAUGAAUUUAUGCGGUGCUUGAUAUCUUAACUUAGUUCCUGAUUUCUUAAAAGUUUUUGUCAAACCUUGUUGAGCCUAAAACCUGCAAAAGUUGUUAAAAAACUUUCAGUCCUCAUUGACUAAGCCAAGAAAUCAAACAAGGCAAUGAUA
This is a messenger RNA of Oryza sativa Japonica Group (Japanese rice), 1071 nucleotides long. Lineage: Eukaryota; Viridiplantae; Streptophyta; Magnoliopsida; Poales; Poaceae. The record is from RefSeq and is a predicted model, not a curated record.